AUGCUGAGUGCAAUGGAAGGCAUCUUCCUUUUUAUUGCCACUAGUGAAGCAGUGCUGGGAGUUUUAGGGAAUGCAUUUAUUGUAUGUGUGAACUGCACAGAGUGUGCCAGGAACAAGAAGCUCUCUAAGAUUGGCUUCAUUCUCACUGGCUUGGCAACUUCCCGGAUUUGUCUCAUGUGGAUAAUAACUUUUGACACAUAUACAAACUUACUCUCUAUACAUAAACUUACCUAUGGCAAGCUAUAUGAAUACAUGAAUUACCCAUGGGUAACUAUGAAUCACCUGAGUGUCUGGUUUGCUACCAGCCUCAGCAUCUUCUAUUUCCUGAAGAUAGCAAAUUUUUCUCACUACAUAUUUAUUUGGCUGAAGUGGAGAGCUGACAGAGUGUUUAGCUUUCUGGUAGGAUUCCUGUUUGUCUCAUUGUUUAUUGCUGGCACAGUUGUGAAGAUGACCAAUGAUAUUAAAAUGCAAUACAGAAACAUCUCCUGGCAGGUUCACCUACAGGCAAAUGAGCUACUUAUUAAUCAUGUCUUUUUUCAGUUUGGAAUGCUUUUCCUGUUUAUAAUAGCUGUUAUUACAAGUCUCCUGUUAAUCAUUUCUCUUUGGAGACACAACAAGCAGAUGCAAUUGAAUGUCUCAGAAUGCCGAGACCUCAACACAGAAGCUCAUGUGAAAGCCAUUAAAGUUUUAAUUUCUUUUAUCAUCCUCUUAAUCUUGUAUUUUGCAGGUUUGGUCAUAGAAAUAUUGUGUUUCUUUUGGCAAGAAGGAAAACUGCUGUUCAUUCUAGGUGUGAUAAUUAUGCUCACGUAUUCAUGCUGUCACUCAUUUAUUCUAAUUCUAGCAAACCACCAGCUGAAGAAAGUCUCUUUGGAGUUACUGCAGCCAUUAAAGUGCUGUGACAAUGGAGAGCUCAGAGGCACAUAA
Peromyscus californicus insignis is the source of this 924-nucleotide messenger RNA. RefSeq names its product taste receptor type 2 member 104-like. Lineage: Eukaryota; Metazoa; Chordata; Mammalia; Rodentia; Cricetidae. Gene Ontology annotation, cellular component: membrane. Gene Ontology annotation, biological process: G protein-coupled receptor signaling pathway; detection of chemical stimulus involved in sensory perception of bitter taste; sensory perception of taste. Gene Ontology annotation, molecular function: G protein-coupled receptor activity. The record is from RefSeq and is a predicted model, not a curated record.